AUGGAUAUAAAAUCAAUAGUUGGACAAUUAAAACAACCAUAUUAUAUAUUGAAUUUUAGUAUUGUUUUUAGUUUCAUCUUACUGCGAUGUCUAGGUGUUGUAGAGAGAUCAUCAAGUGAACGUCUGACAAUCUACUAUACAUUGUUUGCCAUUCUUAUAAAGACUGUUAAAUCUCGUGUCAUCAAGAGUGUAGACUUUGUUCUAACAUCUGCACUCUUCAUUAUAAAACUAUCGAUUCUAUAUUUAUUAUAUGCAGUUGACAACUAUUAUCUUUUUAUCACUUAUUUAUUAUCUUUUAUAGUUUCAUAUAUUCUUUAUUCACAGCCGGUUUAUCAAAUACCAUCUUCUUCAGAUUUAAAAGUUACUUAUUUCAAUCCAAUUACACUGUCAAAUACAUUGUCAAAUCAUUCAGUAAAAGAUGAUGGUGAUAAGGAUGAUAAUCAAUAUUUAAUAGUUACAUUCUUUGCAUUAUGGUCACCUGUUUGUACAUAUUUAGCUCCAACAUUCAUUUCAUUGGCUAAUAAAUAUGGAAAUGAUAGAAUUCAAUUUGGAAAAGUGGAUAUUGGUCGUUGGAAACCACUGACUCUGAAGCACAACAUCGAUGACUCUGUUAAAAGCAAUCAGAUACCAACUAUCAUCCUCUUCAAAAAUGGUGUAGAACACAAAAGAAUACCAACCAUCGACAAAUCAACUGCUUUCACUCUGAAAGAGAAUGAACUGAUCGACUAUUUCAAUCUUGAUCAACUUCAAACUGAAACAAAGCAAUCAAGGAAAAAACCAUCAUCAACAAAAUCAAUAACCUACUCAAAGAGUUCCAAAAAUAAAAAAGAUUAA
Molecule: messenger RNA, 834 nt
Organism: Heterostelium album PN500
Lineage: Eukaryota; Evosea; Eumycetozoa; Acytosteliales; Acytosteliaceae
Exons: 2
Coding region: 1-834 (277 amino acids)
Source: RefSeq, a predicted model, not a curated record